Molecule: messenger RNA, 1530 nt
Organism: Penicillium robsamsonii
Lineage: Eukaryota; Fungi; Ascomycota; Eurotiomycetes; Eurotiales; Aspergillaceae
Product: senescence-associated domain-containing protein
Exons: 2
Coding region: 1-1530 (509 amino acids)
Biological process (GO): cell division
Cellular component (GO): plasma membrane
Source: RefSeq, a predicted model, not a curated record
AUGGCGAGCGCAGCACACGAUCCCCGACUGCUAUACAGCGUCAAUAAUAUCCGUGCUUUCCAUAUCCAAGAUGGCGAGGAGCAAGAACUCACGCCGUCCGGCCCUCAAACCCUUUCGUUGCUAAUGGUCCCCACCAAUACCGCCCCUGCUGGCCCGGGGACAGAUUGGCCUGAAGAUUCACCGGAAGAGGAUUUCUAUCUUCACCUAUAUCUCCCACCCGAGCUCGAUAUCGCGAUCCCGGCGACCACACAGAUCUUUCACCAACCUCCCGACAGUUAUCUGAUUCCCCGCUGGGACAUGGGUCCCGAUGCUGGUGCUUUCAUUCGCAUCCAGUUCCCUAGUAUUGGCGCGGGCCCCAGUAACGUGUCCCAGGAUGAUAUUGAUACAUUUGAAUCUAUCCUUGCGCAGUGCACUGCAUUCCUCGAGCGCACUCCGCACCCCAAAUCCCAGGACUAUACUGCUUAUAACCCGGCGGACUACGCACCCGGCGAGGGUUAUGUUGGAACCCCAGAUACAAAGAAAGCAGAUACACAGGGAAGAAUUGUACUCGUGGAUGAAGAAAACGGCAGUGUGGUUGGUGAGCUAGGCGAUGGCUACAAUGUAGUUGAGGAUGCUGACGUGAAGCCUGGCUCUAAGAGACCGGUUGGAAUUGAACUUCCUGCAGAAGGCGAAGGCAACCAAGUCAGUGUUAGCAAUGUCUCCGAAGAAUACCUGGCAAUGGCCCGGCACCCGGCGUAUAAAAACUCGACACUGGUUCAGAGUUCAGCUACAGCAUCUCGACUAAUCGUGACUGGCUCCACAUAUCUAGCAAGUGCUAUCGCGAGCGGUGCAGAGAACUUCCAAAAGAAGACGCAGCCGAAUGUCAAGCCGCUGAAAUUCUCAGACGCUACUCACGCACGCAUCCGCAAGGUCGGCACUCUCUCUAACGGAGCAGCGGAUCUUUCUGCCCGUACAGUCGGACAAGUCGGAAAGGUUGCACAGAACCUAGGUGCAACAUUGGCGCGCAAACACGAAUCGGGCCGGAAAGGUUUCGACAAGCGCAACCCACCACCAGAAUACAAGCCCGGCGUGCUGAACAAAUCGAUGAUCGCAUUCUCAACCUUGGCCGACGGCAUUGAGCAGGGAGCCCGGAACAUGCUCUUUUCCGGAGCCAGCGCCGCGAGCUCCAUGAUUGACCACCGUUACGGCAAUGAGGCAGGCUCCGUUGCCACCAACCUGACUGGCGGCAUCAAGAACGUUGGAUUGGUUUACAUCGAUGCCACCGGUGUCAGUCGCCGCGCUCUCCUGAAAUCUGUUGCCAAGGGUAUGGUUGUUGGAAAGAUGCGCGACGGUCAACAGGUUGUCGUCGGUGGUGGUGACGGUGGCCAUGUAUCAGCUGAAGCUGCGCAGGCUGCUUCGGGUCCUUCUGGCUUGAGCGCCAGGGACCCUGUUGUGCGGCGUGCAUCGCCUAACCCCACACCGCCUCCUGCAUAUGGUGCAUCAGGAACCAUGUCCCUCGACGGGACGUCCAAGUCAGGGGGUAAGCGGUAA